Molecule: messenger RNA, 960 nt
Organism: Peronospora matthiolae
Lineage: Eukaryota; Oomycota; Peronosporomycetes; Peronosporales; Peronosporaceae
Source: the annotation of a GenBank genome assembly
AUGGUACAGGCGCUCACGCAGUGUGCUGCUGCGACAGGUACAGGAUUGGUGCUGGCUGUGCUGCGCCUUGGACUCUGUGGCCGCUGUGUCUCGGACAGCGUCAUUCGGGAACUCGGACCUGCACUGAACACUGUGGAAGAGCUUCAGAUGCAGGGAUGCUAUCGGCUGUCGGACGCAGGAUGCAAAGGACUUGUGCGACGCUGUGCGCCGUCGCUCGAGUCGCUUGAACUUUCGUGCAAUCAGCGGAUCACGAAGCAGUCGAUCGAUUACUUUUGUGAACUCAAGCAAUUGCACUCGUUGACGCUGUCCGAGUGUCCACAACUGGACGAUGCGAGUUUAGCCUCGCUUAAGAGCAUGAGUCAGUUGAGGAAGUUGAAGCUGAACCAAUUGGAACGCCUGUCGGACGCCUUCUUUGUCUCGUUGGCACAGAGUUUACCGGAUCUAGAGGAAGUCUCGGUAGCACGAUGUUCGCAACUGACCAACACAGCGGUGAGAGGGAUUCUUGACGCUUGUCGUGGGUUGAAAGAGAUGGAUGUGUCCGACUUGCACCAGAUCACCGACGAGUGCUUUGAACCUGUUCGAGAUCAUGGCCACGCGCUUCGCCGCGUUUCCAUGCGCUGCUGCUUGGAGCUAACAGAUGUGGCAUUCCAGCACAUUGCUUUUGGAGCCAAAGCGUAUCUUGAAAGACUCGAAAUGUCGAGUGUGUCGCAAGCCACCGAUGCUGCGAUGAUGGCCUUGUUGGAACAUUGCGCAUCCAGUUUAACAACGCUCGAUAUCUCCUUCUGUCGGAAUAUCAGGGAGGACGCACUGGGCGUUUUGACCGAUGGAGCCGACAAUCUCCGCUCUUUGGUGCUCUGGGGUUGCACACAGAUCACGGCCCGCUUUCUCACAUGUCACACUCGAGACGAGAUGCUCGUCACAGGCCAUCCUCUACUCACAGGCCUCUCUGUUCGAUACUGA